UUGUCUCUUGAACAAGACGAAAUUCUUCAUAAACUUAUUGAAGAUUCCGACCGAAUUGGUCAACGAUGCAUUCCACACGUUAUGGAAUACACAUCUAAUCCACGUUUAGUUCGUGCACUUGGUUUAGUUACCCUUUACAUCACAUUUUGUAUGCAGAAGAAUCUUAAAAAGUCCAAGAUGACACUGUUUUGUGAUAUUGUUGAUAUUUCAUGUCAAAUCUUAUCAUUUGUUGACCUUCGUCAUCCAGUUCUUCACCGUUCUAGCAAAAACAAUAUUUCCAUUAUCUCUGACACCACAAAUCUCUUUCAACGCUAUGAACGAAAAUCACCACGCUUUUUCGGUAUUAUCAAACCAGCAUUUGAGAAAAUGCGUCAACUUUUAUCAUUGUCAACACCUCUUGAGAACGUCGAUUGUUCCGAAUACGAUUUUGGUGUUGACGAAUUCACAUUUUCACGUCGGUUUGUUGAACAAGAGACUACAUACAUUCGUUACAAGAAUCUUGGUUCACGUGGUUGUGAUUUUAGUAUUUUUCCAACAUGUAACUUAGAAGUUCUUGAUAACAUCGACAAAUAUCUUGAACGAAGUUGGUUUAACAUGUUUGACAUCCUUGAACGUCCUAAACAGAUCCGUGCAUUAUGUGUCACACUUCAACUUAUCUGGUCUAGUUUCAUCUUGACUAACUACAAUGUUGAAUUCAGUUACAGUAUUAUUCAAGCAUUCAUGAUUAGUAACCAUGGUAUCGAAGUUGAUCGUCUUGACAACGACCACUCGACCGAAUUAUUCAUUCGUCACAUGAUUGACCCAUACAUUGUUGGCUUGGAUUCAUUACUUACCGAUCACUUCGAUCACAAAGGUCUUUCUAAAUUAUAUUCUACUUCAUCAAUCGAAUUUUGGCGUCGCAUGCCAACAUCUAAAUAUUUGUUUGAUCUUAGAAUAUUCAACAAACAAAUUUUGAUUCAUCUUUAG
This is a messenger RNA of Trichomonas vaginalis G3, 966 nucleotides long. RefSeq names its product suppressor of RPS4-RLD 1 family. The transcript has a single exon. NCBI's taxonomy places the organism in Eukaryota, Parabasalia, Trichomonadida, Trichomonadidae. The record is from RefSeq and is a predicted model, not a curated record. Gene Ontology annotation, biological process: negative regulation of DNA-templated transcription.